Messenger RNA from Ramularia collo-cygni, 2232 nucleotides. RefSeq lists its product as uncharacterized. The record is from RefSeq and is a predicted model, not a curated record. Bases 1 to 2232 code for a protein of 743 amino acids. The transcript has 2 exons. Gene Ontology annotation, molecular function: protein binding. Lineage: Eukaryota; Fungi; Ascomycota; Dothideomycetes; Mycosphaerellales; Mycosphaerellaceae.
AUGGAAGACGUGACGGUACUGAUCAGCAAUACGGGCCGCAUCACAAACAAGAAUCAUAACAGUAUUGGGGCCGAUGCCGUCGAAGAUUCCCAAGAUCACCCGACUUCUCAAUCAAAGAACGAAGCAGCUUUACCUACGACGUCACUUAUGGAAGAGCCCAAAAUUGGCCUACCGUGUACCUGGCCAACUUGUAGACCGCUCAAAGGAUUUGUUCUACAAACAUUUGAUGGCAUAGAGUAUCUUCGACAGCAUUUGAGAACGGUUCACAUGGUCCACGAUUUUGGGAGGUCGUAUCUCAUACCGGACAGCAGAUAUGUACCAGCAAUGGAACUGAACGAAAAGAGCGGCGCCUUCAAGUUGCCGGAGUCUGUUUGGGGAGAGAAUGCAGGAAAUGUCAAAUCCACAGACAUUCCUUUGGGAAGACGACUUUCGUCCCUGGCAGGAGUCUCGGUAAAGCCAGGGCUCGAACGGCCCCAUGUCAAAUACGCUAUCUGCGCAGAGAUUCCCACAGCGCCAGAGAUUGCCAACGCAGACCAAGUGGGAGCGUGUAAGCUGGUUGACGUUCCUCCAAGCACGUACGUACCGUCGUAUAUCCUCGCAACCAAAAACAGAUUCUCCCAGCUCGAGAUGCUCAACAAUAAAAGGAGUGCUCGGCCUCCGAUUUUCCUAUAUGGCACCAUGAUGUUUCCAAGUGUGAUACUUGCCUUGCGCGAAAGAUUCAUAACAUCAGAGGGAACGUACUCAGCGCAGCUAGGGAGGCGUUUGUUCACGGUACCGACAGACUGGGGUGGAGCAGAUACAUCCUUGCAGGCUGUCGCCGCACAGAUGACACCUGCAAUGCUUUCUGGAUAUCAUCGGUUCCAGCUCCCUCGAUCUAGCGUAGCUUAUGCAAAGCCAUCGUCCGAACCAGGAGCUCAAAUAACCGGGAUUCUGCUUUUUGGAUUAUCCUCAGAUGCUCUAGCAUGCCUGGAUACCCUUUAUGGGAGGAAUGGCCCGCGACACCUAUUCGACGAGAAAGUCCGUCCAAUGCGCGAGUGGAAGGAAAUGAGACUUUUCCGAGAGCAUGUCAAGGUCAACAUCAACAUCGCUGGCGGCGAAUCGCUUCAAUUGUCCGCGGAAACGUACAUUGCAAACUCAUUGGAGAUCAACCUCCCAGACCAGCUCAAGCCUUGGGACAUGGAUCGCUUCAUCAAAGGUCAAAGCUUUGGCAAACUAAGCGGUCAGGCACAGUAUCUGGCAGAAGAAACCAGUAUCGCAAAGACCUUGAGAAGUCAAAUGGUCCUCCAUGGCGACAAUCUCGUUUCACUCAUCCUAGAGCGUAAUCUAGACGGCAUGAACCGAAUGCUGCAAGACGGCCACGAUAUCAAUGCUUCAUCGCUCAAAUACGGCACAGCACUCCAAGCUGCCGCCUGUAUAGGAGACUGCCAAGCAAUGCAAACAUUACUUGAUCAUGGAGCGGACAUCAACGCCCAAGGUGGCGAGUACGGCUCAGCAAUCAUCGCCGCAGUAGUAGAAGGCCACACAGAAGCAGUGAAAUUCCUCCUCAAAAACAACGCAAAACUCUUCCUCCCCGGAGGAGGAGGAGGCAAAUACAUCAGUGCGAUUUUCCAAGCCGUAGAUUUUGAACGAGCGGAAAUUGUAUCCAUGUUGUUGGAGAAAGGUGCCUGGUUAACUUCCGACUUUGAUGAAUUACUUGAUCUUGCCAAGGAGCGGAAUUUUAACGAAGAACUAUAUCAGAAACUCUUGGAGUAUGAUGUUCGUGAUCUACAUGGAAGAAAACGAACCAAACGUUUAGCARGCCCCCAACACGGGAACUCAUCUCCUACUGCYAGCAGCGAUACACUACUCGCCCCAACAACCCUCUCAACAGGCCUAGCAUGUCUCCUCGAAGUCCAGCGACUACACAACAAACCCGGGAAAUGGACGGGCAAGAAACUCGUGGCUAUAAUGCGCAUAGGGGGGAUACAAAAUGGCCUCGAUAUAAGGAUUUUGGAGAAAAUUCGUCCUUUUGCGCAUUCGUUUCCUAAAAUUCAGAAGUUCUUCGUGGAUGCUCUUGGAGCGAGUUUUGAGGGCAGGUUUUUGCCUGUAAGGCAUACGGAUCCUAGUGAUGCUGGGGAUGGUAUGGGAAAGUUUACUAGUACUACUACUACUACUACGAGGAAUAUUGAUGGGAAGGAGAUUAGGGAUGCGGUUUUUGAGUUGUUUGAGGGGGAUUUGUGGCGGGGUGGAUAG